Perca fluviatilis (European perch) is the source of this 2809-nucleotide messenger RNA. It is a transcript of the gene ddx28, whose product is annotated as DEAD (Asp-Glu-Ala-Asp) box polypeptide 28. The record is from RefSeq and is a predicted model, not a curated record. The transcript has a single exon. Gene Ontology annotation, cellular component: mitochondrion. Bases 223 to 1923 code for a protein of 566 amino acids. NCBI's taxonomy places the organism in Eukaryota, Metazoa, Chordata, Actinopteri, Perciformes, Percidae. Gene Ontology annotation, molecular function: ATP binding; nucleic acid binding; RNA helicase activity. Gene Ontology annotation, biological process: mitochondrial large ribosomal subunit assembly.
CAUCCUCUUGACAUCAUCAACACUCGCCAAUAAAGCAUGGCGCUACCGCUGUCAAAUGAAGCAGGACGAUAACAGAUUGACUGUGUUUUUGAACAUUCAGCGUGACUUUUAAAGCUUUCCGGUGCACAAAACUGGCCUCGCCUUCUUGGUCCAGUCCUUUGUUUGCGAUUUAAUCCUUGUCGGCUGAUCUUAGCAGGUAUAGCGAGCCAGCUCAACACCAAAAUGCACUCUGUGAAGGUCGGCUAUUUAGCUUCGGCUGCGUGGCGAGCUCUCUGCUCGAGUGGACUUUACUGUGGUGACUUUAUUAAAGUGUCCGCCUGCUGUCGUGUUCAUUGUGCUGUCAGUCAGACUCGCUUUUGCCGAACAGCAGCCACGCCAGAAGAGACAGUCAUCCGCAUUCCUCGCUACAUGCAGAAGCACAUUGAAAGUGCAAAACAGACUCGAGGCAAAAACAAGAUCAACACCAUCAAAGCCGGCAAGCUCCUGAUUCAGAGCAAGGAUCCUGAUCUGAACCAGUCGGCGGGAUAUACUCUUGGGAAGUUCGAGCAGCCCAAUCUCUGCUCCAAAGGGUGGAAACAUAACAAGUCAUUUGGUGACUAUUUCACCAUCAACAACACCCAGACCGUUGCACCUUUCGUUGUUGAUAACCAGAACGAGGAUGCUGAACAGAAAGCAUCGCCGACGUUUAGUAACCUCCAUAUCUGCAAGGAGCUGGUGGAAGCUUUGGACAAGAUCCACAUUACCCAUCCCACCACUGUGCAGCUGCAGACCAUCCCAAAGGCCCUGAAAGGUCACAACGUUCUCUGUGCUGCGGAGACGGGCAGUGGCAAAACGCUGACUUACCUCCUGCCUAUUGUUCACAGGCUGCAAGCGGAGAAGAAGUCGGAGAUGUACGCUGGGAGCGCACGCAAGAUCUGCGCUGUGGUUCUUGUGCCUUCCAGAGAGCUAGCUGAGCAAGUGGCGGCCGUGUCCAGGACUCUGUGUGCUCCAUUUGGCCUACUGGCCAGGACUGUGGGUGGCGGGCGGGGUGUAGGACACAUCAAGGCGGUCGUCAAGAAGGAUCAUCCGGAUAUUUUAGUGGCCACACCGGGCGCUCUGGUCAAGGCCCUGCGGAGACGCUUCGUGGACUUGAGUGAGCUGAGCUUCUUUGUGGUGGACGAGGCUGACACCAUGUUCGACCCCAGCUUCUCUGACAUGCUGGAGAACAUCCUGCUCCACGCCAACAUUGCUAGCGAUCCCAAGGAAACCCAAGGCCCAGGCCGUAAAGCCCAGCUGCUGGUGGUGGGGGCCACCUUCCCUGGGGGUGUCGGGGAAGUGCUCAGCCAGGUGACAGACCUUGGCAGCAUGGUGGUGAUCAAGAGCAAGAUGCUGCACUUCCUCAUGCCACACGUCAAGCAGACGUUUCUGAAGGUGAAGGGCGCUGACAAGAUCCUGGAGCUCCACCAAGCCCUGAAGCUUCUCCAACAGGAAAAAGGAGGGGGUGCGGCUCUGGUGUUCUGCAACAAGUCCCCCACCGUCAACUGGAUGGGGUACUCGCUGGACGAGAUGGGGGUGCGGCACGCACGGCUGCAAGGGGAGAUGCCUGCUGCUGUGCGUUCGGGAAUCUUCCACUCCUUCCAGAAGGGCCUGGUCGAUGUGCUGAUAUGCACAGACGUUGCUUCACGUGGCCUGGACACAUCCCGGGUGCGCUUGGUUGUCAACUAUGACUGCCCGGAAUCCCACACAGACUACAUCCACAGGGCAGGGAGAGUGGGGAGGGCAGGAGGGGUGGAGGAUGGGGAGGUGCUCAGCUUUGUCACUCAUCCAUGGGAUGUGGAGCUGGUGCAAAAUAUUGAGACAGCUGCACGUAGGAGAAGUAGUUUGCCAGGGAUGGAAUCUGAUAUACGUGAGCCAAAACCCAAAGUAGUAGAGGCAGAGGAGUAGAAGUGUUGUUUUUUUUUUAAAAGCUUCUGGUGGGACAUGUUACUACGUACGUGUUGUGUUGGGAUGACAAACUCUAAAUGUACAAAACAUUGUCAGCAGAAAUGGUAAGCCAGAUUUGUUCGAAACAGAAUUAAAGUAGGCUGUUUUUCUUUGGCCAGUAUGACUAAAGAAGUAAGAAUUAAUUAAAUUGCCAACUUUAUGGUUGAUCGUACAGAGGAUGGAAAUUCUACUAAAAUGUGUGAAUUUUGUUUUACCCUACUUUCAGUGUUUCCUCUAUGGUGAUUUGACUGUAGUGGCCCCCCACGGCAACAUUUCUGCCCCCCACGGUACCAGAAAUAGGGCUGCAUUGUUAGAGUGCAAGUCGGAGAAUAGCGCGGACACACAAGGAUAACUAGCCAGUUGAGAUCGUGUGUGUACGUCCUUGAGAACUGUAAGUCGUAUAAUAACUUAUGUUGUCAGUUCAUUUAAGCCUGGUCUUGCAAAUUUAAAUUAAGUUAACUGGUAAUUUUCGUUUCAUUCAAACAUUCCUAACUGGGAUAAAGUGAAAGGGAGAUUAAUGAAAGUGACAAAAUCAUUGUUUUGCCGAGCUACAACCUGAAAUAGCUUAGUUCUGGUGUAAGUUCUUACUUCUGAUAUUUAAAAGCACUAACAUAAAGCAUGAUGUUAAUGGGAAUAUGGAAGUGUGCUCUGUCUAAAUUUUAAUGUUUCCAUAGUGUCAACAUUUUUUCGUUAAGGCCUAUAUUUCCUGAUGUAAAUGUGCAGAUUAAUCUGCUCAGCAGUUGCUUAUUUAGACUUAAUAUACAUAUUACAAUAUUUCAAUCAACUGAUGCUGUAUUUUUGUAAAAAAAUGCUUGAACUUUAAAGUAAAAAUGUAUUGCAUAUUCUU